This is a messenger RNA of Rhodotorula graminis WP1, 760 nucleotides long. RefSeq lists its product as uncharacterized. The coding region runs from base 28 to 528 and encodes 166 amino acids. The record is from RefSeq and is a predicted model, not a curated record. NCBI's taxonomy places the organism in Eukaryota, Fungi, Basidiomycota, Microbotryomycetes, Sporidiobolales, Sporidiobolaceae. The transcript has 8 exons. Gene Ontology annotation, cellular component: Golgi apparatus.
GCCUCAGACCCGACUCGUACUGCGACGAUGGAGCCUCAAGCCCUGAUGCAGCGCCUGCCCGACGCCGUGCAGCAGUUCCGGCAGGAACGGCUGCAGUCGCUCCGCCCGCCCCAGGAGUUCUUCGACAUGCAGCGUGUGUCGAGGCCCGCAGACAUGAGCGUCGCCACCGGACGCGUCAAGUACAACGUCAACUAUUUUUCCGGCAACUACAUCCUCCUAAUCCUCCUCCUCGCCGUCUACUCGCUCCUCACCAACCCGCUCCUCCUCAUUGCGCUCGCCUUCCUCAUCGGUGGCUACGUCGGCAUCAACCGCUUCAUCCCCGAGCCGGUCCAGUUCGGGUCGACGACGGUCGAGCCCAAGCACCUGUACAUGCUCCUCUUCAUCGUCGGGAUCCCGAUCCUGUGGAUCAGCGCGCCCAUCGCGUCCUUCUUCUGGCUCGUCGGCAGCAGCAGCGUCCUCAUCCUCGGACACGCCGCGCUCCUCGAGCCGGGCGUCGAGAGCGAGUACGGCACGGUGCAGGGGGUCUGAGCGGGCACCGCGCACGGUCGUCGCGCGGGGGAGGGGCCGAGCAGGUCCAUCGGCUCGCUCCCGGGCGGCAGGAGGGCAGGGUGCAGCGCGUGGCACUUGAGCGCAUGGGCGAUGCGAGCGGGCCGAGCGUCGGCCCUGAUAGACAUGCGGGCGGCGGCGGCGAAGCAGAAGGAGGAAGGAGGUUGUGCUUUUUCUCGACGUGCAUUGAUACCCCUCGGGCCAUUCUAUUCUU